Messenger RNA from Arctia plantaginis, 2022 nucleotides. The record is from the annotation of a GenBank genome assembly. NCBI's taxonomy places the organism in Eukaryota, Metazoa, Arthropoda, Insecta, Lepidoptera, Erebidae.
AUGAGUAAUAACGCUCAUGAACUAAGUAAUCGACUUCUUAAUGCGUUGGAUAACAAUUACAAUGUUGUCGACAUGCAUACUGUUAACGAAAUUAUAUCCAUAUUGGAGAGAAUCAAUAUCACAAAAGAAUUGUUGGAGACCACCCGAUUGGGAAAGCACGUAAAUGAGCUGCGACGGAAGACGACGGAGCCAACGCUAGCGAGGCGAGCCAAAGUGCUCGUCAAACGGUGGCGGGACCUCGUCAUACCUAACGUUGCUUCUCCUGGACACCCAGGUUCAAAUCGAUCAUCAGCUGAGAGAGCAGUCCGACGGCUAGGCGGCACUCCUCUCACUUCACCGGCACUCUCCAGGCAAGUGGUCAGCCCUGCGGUGCCAAGUCCUCGCCCGCUGUCCAGACCGGCAUGGGGUGGUUACGAGUCAGACUCGCAGGAUGUGAUCCUGGUAGACGACGAGCCGCCCGCGCCGCCUGUGCCCAACCCCCUCACCAACACACUCAAACCACUUACUCCACCGGUGAAAAGGCCUCCCUCGCCGGAACCCUUACACGAUGAAAAGAAAGCGAAACGAGAUAAAAAACCUAAGAAGAGAAGGGGUCACAGUCGCGCAGGCACGGGCACGGAGGCGACAGCGCCGGUCGUGCCAGCGCUGGGCGCGCCCGGCCUGACCGCGCCCAGCCUGGCUCCGCCGGGCCUGGCCGCGCCCGGCCUGGCCGCACCUGGCCUGGCGGCGCCCGGCCAGGCCGCGCCCUGGGCCGCCCGCAACGGCAGCUCGCACGAGCGGCGCCGCAACGGCACGCGGCCUCAGCUCGACCCCUACGCCGCGCUCGUCAACAGGAUGCCUCCCGCCGGUGCCAAAAAGGUGAAAACGACGAAGGAGCUCUUAGAGCAGAUCCAAUCGAGGGGCAGCGUGGCCCCUUCGUCUCCGGGGUCACCGGGAUCACCUCGUUCCCCCGCUUCGCCUGAUGUCAUGCUUAUAGAACCUGACGCUCCGGCACCUGUAAAAGUGGAAUCACCCUUACGCAACGGCGGCAAGUCUCCCAGGGCCGAGUCGCCCGAGCAGACCUAUGAGCCGCUAGAGGACGAGCGAGAGUACUUCGAGUGCACCUGCGGGGACGCGGCGGAGGGGGAGGGGUCGGAGGACUGUCCCGCGGCGAUCAAGAACGCGGUCCGGCCCGCCGUCGUCCACGCCCUGCACAACGCUUUCAUCCCGGGGGUCAACGGCACCCGCGCGCCCGUGGACCCGCACCGCUUCGCCGUCCGCCCCGUCGAGAUACCCGACCGACCCGGGUUCUUCUCGAGCGUCGUGCCCCUCUACAAGUACUCCGACUACGCGGACGACUAUUGCGCUAAGAAUUUGGCGAGAGUGCCCGUGUGCCCGCAUUUACCCUGGACGGAGUUCGCGCCGCCGCCCCCGUCGCCGCCGCCCCCGCCCUCGCCGCCUCCGCUUCGGCCCUACCCCGUCGACUCGCCGGCGAGAGAGGAGCCCGAGGACGACGACGACGACGCGAGUGACGAAACGCGGCAGCCGAACUCCCCGUCGUCGCCGCGGCCCAAGGUGAAAGCGGAACUCGGUGCGACGGAACCCGUCGCGACGGCGCCGUCGCCGCCGAAGGCCGAGAUGGUCGGCGUGCCGCGGCUCGAGCCGAGCGAGAGACUGAAAGCGCCGAUACUGUCGCCGGAUCACGAGCCGGCGUGGGCCCCCGCGGCGCCGCUGGCGCACGCCGCGGGCCCGCCGCCGCACCGCACCGUGGAGCGCACGAAAGAGCCGGGCGGCGGCGCGGCGCUGCUGCGGGCCGUGGGCGUGGCGCGGGACGCCGUGCGCUACGACUACGCGCAGCUGGAGGCGGCGCCGCAGCUGUCGCGCGCGGCGCUGGGCUCGGACGCGGCCGUGGAGGCGGCGCUGCAGGCCGAGGGCUCGCGCGACGCGCUGGGCCGGCCGGUGAGGCCCGAGCGCUUCGCCGAGUGGCACGAGUGCGCCCGCCUCGGCGCGCUGGUGGCGCUGCCGUACGUGGUGAUCGACUGA